Molecule: messenger RNA, 3743 nt
Organism: Bemisia tabaci
Lineage: Eukaryota; Metazoa; Arthropoda; Insecta; Hemiptera; Aleyrodidae
Source: RefSeq, a predicted model, not a curated record
CCCCCGGAGGAUCCGGAACCUCCCGAACUCGAGCAUUCCGUUAACUCCGGAGACACCAAGCCGGAGGAAACACUCCUCGCCGAACAAGAACCAGAGCUAAACAGAGUCAAGUUAAGGGAUAAAAUCUGCCGAACCCUCCAGAUCCUCAUCCCACAUUCCGCGGCCAAAGAGGGAUUUUCGAUCCGGAGAAAGAACUCCGAAAAAAUCGGGCAGACGUGGAUAACUCCGGAAUCGCUGACUUGUUCCGGAGUGCCGCAAAACGACCCGGGCCUCUUCGUGGGCUACAAUAUACUGAACAAGUACAAUUUUAAUUAUUUCAGGGACAAUUUGAAAAAACUCUCAGUUCGCAACCCUGCGUUCAACAACUACCUCGAAACGAUCAGUGAGCAUGAUGAGUCGAAACAAACAGAGGUAGAGACGGAGACGACGCCACCUGAAACGAAAGAAUCCUCCAAUAAAGUAAUCCAAAAUUCCGGAAUUUCAGUUUCAAAUCUUCCGGAGAACAAUUUUCCUAAGAAAACGCCCAGUAAGAUCUCAGAGAAAAUCUCUCGGUCCAAAAAACUACUCAACUCGAAUAAUCUGUCGAGUCAGCUGGAUUACUUCUUCCCUGAAAGUCGGAAAGUCUCGAGUCUCAAACACCCCCUAGUGAUCGAAACCAAACCACACAUGAUGGUAACCAAAAAUCAUGUUGACUCUGGGGGUUUCGACGUUAGAAUUACGUCGAAGUACCCCUCGGUGCGUGGGAACUCGGCGAAAAAAGCCCGGAAAAGCCGGUCGGUGGGACCGGCCAGCUCCCACGGUCGGAAAAACGCGGCGCGACCUGUCAGGAAAAUCCAAAGUGCGGAUCGGGCGACCAGUCGCGGUUUCCAGAAGGCCAAUAAGGUACACGUGGCAGGUGGCAGCCCUGAGAAAGUGCGCGGGAAAAUUGAAUUCGGCAAAACGAGAGUUAGUCGGCUCAACGGGUCGAGCAACUCUGCAAACGAGUUUAAGGGCAGGAGGGGGAGUGGGAAAUUCAGUAGAAGCGAUGAAGAUUCGCAAGAGGGUAGUUCCAGUGGCUCGAGCACGAAGGCUCCUGCACGGAGGAUGUGCAGCAAGUGGAGUCAGUUCAAACUUCCGAAGUACAAUGGACUCAAUUCGGAGUAUGGGCUGUCGGCUGACCAACUGUACGAGCGGAAAAUACAAAAAGCUGAACGGGCAAAGUUGCAAAGGGAUCUGAACCAGCAGUUGAAUGCAGAAAAAGAGGAAAAGCAAAGGAUCAACGAACAAAUGUUUCGAGCUUGGCUUGCGAAGAAACGGGAGCAGUCUAAACAGAAAUAUAUGACUUUUUCUAAGUUCAACUACGCCAUUUACUACUCAAAAUUCUCUCCACUGAACCGGCGGUCGAGCCCGGCCCAGCUGGAGGAGAACAGACGGACACAAAAUGGACAUGGAAAAGUUUCUCAGACUAAAUGCACCGAAGAGGAAGGAUCUAAUUUCGAGAUAUACCUUGGACUCUCCGUUGACUGAAAAGGACCCGACCGCGACUAAUUUCAUCGGGAGAAAAUAGCUCAGGCUCAGGUGUACGGGGCUCGCGAUUCAGUCGGAGAUUGUAAUUAACUUCAAACUCCUCAAACUGAUCCAAGGAGCUUGAUCACUGUCUUGUGGUUAUCGUAUCACAGCAGGUGAUAUAAUCAGUAUGCCUCGGAAAUAACGGAUUAAGUCCUUGCAAGAUUCGCUGGACUACGCCAGAUUGUGGAAUCCAUUUUUCUAGCCAAUUGUAAAUGUUUACCCUGAUAAUUUUGGUCAUCAAACAAUGGAUCAUCAGACAGGAUGAAAACUGGAAUACAUUCUCCAAUAAGGAGCUACUAUUUCAACGCAGCUAUCUGUGUAGGUAAAGUAAUGGAACAUGUGUUAUUUCUGGACCUCGCCAGAAUUAUUAGGUCAUUGUUGCAAAAUUUGGUCCAACUGCACUACUAAGUUAUAUUUUUCAGUCAAAAUUUCACACAGAAUACGUUGAAUUUUCAAAAAAAAAGAAAGAAAAAAAAAGAAGAAGCUUUAAGUCAAUCAACGAUUGAAAAAUUAGUGUCGAUAGUUAUACUUAGAAUCACCGAAUUCAAAUUUCUCACUUCAGAAAAAUAAAAAUCAACGCAGAUUAGCAAUUGAACCUUCAUCACUUUAAAAAUACAAAUAUGUCAUGUUGGUAUAAAUAACUCCUCUCUAAGUCUGUUUUUGUGGAGCUUUAGAGAAAAAUUCAACUCGCUAAGAAAUUAUUUCAUUAUUGAAUGUCUGAAAUUUUCCAUUAUUUCAAAUCUUUACAAUGUGCUGGAAUUAUAUCAAUCGAUAUUAUAUGUGAUCCAAUUAAAUGCCCUCUCUGUAAUUAUUAAAAUUAAAAAAACAUAAUUUAGUAUGUUUUUUUUACGUUUGACUGAGAGUACUGACAUGAAUGUGGUGGCCAAUUCGUUGAAGGUAUAGCUCAUUGUUUGGCAAAUGACAAGCACAUGACACAUUAAUAUCUUGCAUACAAGUUUUUGGAAGCUUUUAAACUUUCCACCGUAUUCUACGUAACUUUUUUCUCCUGCUCUGUGGUCCAUUGUUAACGCAAGAGUCAGUAUAUGGCCCGUGAAUUGUCUCUGCUUUACGAAAGAGCGGCGCUAUCAGAAAUAUUUAUACAUUUCAUUCCCUUUUUCAAAGUUUUUAAUUUCAGGACUUUAUGUUCCCUCAAUUUUUUAACAAUGAAUCCAUUUGUUAUAUCGGCAGUGACGUCAUGCGCUAUUGUUAGUUGAGAGUUUUUUGUUUGUUGUUAUCUAGUCAAUGUAUCCAUUUUAGACUUGAAUCAAUCAAAAUAUUUGCAUUUGGGUCACUUCAUUGAUCAUUGGAUCCCUGAAGGCUUCAAGUUAUACGUUAGUGCUUUAAGACUCGGAUGCAACUAUUCAUGCACAAGGGAUAUUUGUGUUGCAUACAGGAAAAGAUGAAGGAGUUUCUUACUUUUUAAUACAAAAUUGCAAUACCGAUUAAUUUAACUGUAUACGUGCAAGCACAGAAUAAUCUGGAGACAUGCUGAUUAAAUCUAUACAUUGGCAAUUAUGCUGAAGAGACUAGACGAUUGUACCACUUUCGUAGUCUCACUUUAGGGAGGCAGCAAGCUUCUUUGAAGUUCGCAGUGAUAAGAAAAAUUAAUAUAAUCGAAAAGGAUGAAGAUCAAAAUGCAAUUAAUUGCGUCUCUGUGGGCUCAUUGAACUCGUACUCGUAUUUAAUCUUGAUCAAUUUUUUACGUCGUAGACAAAUGAAUUACUGCAGUAAAUUACAAAUGUUGCACACAUCAUUUUCAUGUGAAUGUUAUUUUACAUCGCAGAUCGAGUGCUUUCUGUAAUUCCCUUCUCAUGGAAGCUACCUUUUUAUUAUGUUGCUAUGUCAGUUAUGUUAUACAUUUUGUGAAGAGAAGGGCUAAAAUGUGUAUGUGUAGGUACCUUAUCCGCGUUGUAGGCGGACUACUCGAUCCAUCCAUAAAUUUAUGAUACACUUAUAAUUUUAUUAAAAAAGGAGGAGUUUAAGGUGACUUAACAAGAUUCUGGAAGCAACAGAUAGGAUUAGUGCCUAUAUGGUUCCAUUCAUUCACUCUAAGAAGAUUUGGUCUUAAAUCUUGUUUCAUACUCUUGACUUCAGUUCAACUAUACGUCUAAUUUCUCAGACUUCUUUUAUUUUUACAGCUCAUUAUGGUCUCUUAAAUGUUUUAAAAUAAACAAUACGGUUUUUUAUUUUCUACA